AUUUUCUCUGUAGGAGAGAGAGAGACGCCAAAAAAGGAGUACAAUAGGCAGAUUCCCCAUCCAAGGGCAGCCAAAACAGAAACCAGAACGAAUAAGCAGAAAAAACCAGAGGGAGAGUGGAGAGAUGGUAAAUCAAUAAUUCCGCCCGCCGCUUCGUUAACCUUGUUCGCCCGCACAACUCAUCGCUCUCUGUUUUCUUGCUUCCUUCCUUUCUACUGACCCACAAACCCGAAGUUUCCACUUUGGAAUUUCCUCCUCUCGCUCCUUCCUUUCCUUCCUUCUUGCGUAAUCAAUCAUUAAUUUAAUAUAAAGGAGAGGGAUAAGGGCGAGGUUAAGGCAUCGCCCAACAAAAAAAAAAUCGCCUUUUCCUCAAUUGUAUGAAAAUGUCGCCUGUGCCGCUCCUAUUGUUUUUCUCGGCGUUCACGAGGAGUGUGUCUAUCUGACCCAGACGACUUUUCCCCCAAAUUUUCUGGCUCUUCAGCUCACCUGCUCUUCUUGUUUUCCCCUGAUCAAGGUUUUAUUAUGGGUGUCGUUGUCGUUUCCGGCGGGUCUACUGGCGGGCCUGCUGCCGCCGCCGGCGGCGGCGGUGGAGGGAAUGGUGGGUCGGCGGCAGGGAGCUGUUGUGAUGUGAGUUUGAAGUGUUGGUGUAAAUGGAGGUGGGGGGACCACCAGCAGCACCUGUUGCCUCACAAGGUUUUUUCAGUUUUCUCUUCUGGGUUCCUCUUCUUGCUCGGCUGCUUGAUCGUCUACGGCUUGAUUGGGGUGAUCUAUGGCUGGCUCCUCUUCAAUAAGCCUUAUGUCGGUAAUGGUGUGAUGGGUUUGAACUCUUUUGGUUGCUUGGAAGAUGGUGAAGGUUCUUGGUCAGUUGGGGUUUUCUAUGGCGACUCGCCUUUCUCCCUCAAGCCAAUUGAAGCUGCCAACUUGUGGAAGAAUGAGAGCAAGGCAUGGCCAGUAGCUAACCCAGUUGUCACCUGUGCCUCAGUCUCAGAUGCUGGCUUCCCCAGUAACUUUGUUGCUGAUCCAUUUCUCUAUCUGCAGGGUGACACACUUUUUCUUUUCUAUGAAACAAAGAAUCCACUUACCAUGCAAGGAGAUAUUGGUGUUGCAAAGAGUACAGAUAAGGGGGCGACAUGGAAACAGUUGGGAAUUGCCUUGGACGAGGAUUGGCACCUCUCAUUUCCUUAUGUGUUUGAUUAUCAUGGGCAAGUAUAUAUGAUACCAGAGAGCAGCAUGAAGGGAGAACUUCGUCUCUAUCGAGCACUUGAAUUUCCACUGCAGUGGACACUGGAGAAGAUCCUCAUAAAAAAGCCUUUAGUCGAUUCUACCAUCAUUAAUUACGAAGGACACUAUUGGCUUUUUGGUUCUGAUCACAGUGGUUUUGGGACAAAGAAGAAUGGACAACUGGAAAUCUGGCACAGUAGCUCGCCUCUGGGUCCUUGGAAACCACACAAGAAGAAUCCCAUCUAUAACAUUGACAAGAGUAUGGGGGCAAGAAAUGGCGGCAGACCAUUUGUGUAUAAUGGAAACCUCUAUCGCUUUGGUCAAGACUGUGGUGAAACCUAUGGGAGACGAGUACGGGCCUUCAAGGUGGAAAUUCUUAGCAAGGAUGCUUAUAAAGAAGUCGAGGUGCCCUUGGGCUUUGAGGAGCCCACAAAGGGGCGAAAUGCUUGGAAUGGUGCUCGACACCAUCACCUUGAUGUUCAGCAGCUCAGUUCUGGGGAAUGGAUUGGGGUAAUGGAUGGAGAUAGGGUACCAUCUGGAGACCCAAGUCAUCGUUUUAUGGUAGGCUGUGCAUCGCUUGGAGCUGCUGCUGCAGUGGUCAUUGUGUUAGGCUUGCUACUUGGAGCAGUUAAAUGUCUCAUUCCACUUAAUUGGUGUGCUCACUAUUCAGGGAAGAGAAGCGAUGCACUUUUGGUCUGGGAAAGGUCGAAUUUGUUCUCCUCAAGGGCGAGGCGGUUUUGCAGUCGUGUCAACAGAGUACCUAUCUCUAUUCGAGGUAAGGUAAAGUACAACACUUGGGCUGGAAGGUUGGUUCUGGCUGUGUUAUUUCUAGUUGGUGCUGCAUUAAUGUGCACAGGUGUUAAGAAUGUCUAUGGUGGCAAUGGAGCUGAAGAAGCUUACCCGUUAAAUGGUUACUAUUCUCAGUUCACUUUAUUAACCAUGACAUAUGAUGCUCGGUUAUGGAACUUGAAGAUGUAUGUGAAGCAUUACUCGAGGUGUUCUUCAGUGAAAGAGAUUGUUGUGGUUUGGAACAAAGGGAUCCCUCCUAAGGCAAGUGACCUGGACUCUGCAGUGCCCGUUAGGAUCAGGGUAGAGAAGGAGAACUCUCUAAAUAACCGUUUCAAGAAGGAUGAAAUGAUAAAAACACGAGGCGUGCUUGAGCUUGAUGACGAUAUUAUGAUGACGUGUGAUGAUGUUGAACGUGGCUUCAACGUUUGGCGCCAACAUCCUGAUCGGAUUGUCGGUUUCUAUCCUCGUCUCAUCAGUGGGAAUCCUCUCAAGUACAGGGCUGAAAAAUAUGCUAGGAGUCACAAAGGUUACAACAUGAUACUUACUGGGGCAGCCUUCGUAGAUAGCACGAUAGCUUUCGGAAGGUACUGGGGUGAGCAGGCCAAGGCAGGGAGGGAGCUGGUGGACAGGUAUUUCAACUGUGAGGAUGUGUUGUUGAAUUACCUGUAUGCCAAUGCUAGCUCAACAAAGACUGUGGAAUACGUGAGACCGGCAUGGGCGAUAGAUACAUCCAAGUUCUCUGGUGCUGCUAUCAGCAAGAACACACAAGUUCACUAUGGGAUUAGGAGUAGAUGCCUCAUGAGGUUUACUCAGAUGUAUGGGAGUUUAUCAGAUCGCAAGUGGGAAUUCGAUGGGAGGAAAGACGGUUGGGAUUUAUAGCAAGCCUUUGGUAAAUUCUUGGUAAUUACAGUUUCUGCAGCUGUUCAGCCCUGUCUGGUGAAGAUUUCUCGUCUGGGCGGGGGUGGAUGUUAGCGUCGACAUACAUGGGUAGGUUUCGCAACAUGUAUAUUGGCUUUUUCACCAUAGUUUCUUGAGAGUUGAUGUAGAAUAGCGUCUUCUUCUUGGUUUUGACCCUUUUUCAGAAAGCUGAGUGUGUAAAAUAGAGAUGCAGAGUGAAUUUGUUGUUUGCAGUCAUUGUUUCAGAAAGUUGUAUGGUUGGUUGUUGCUGGAAGGAUUCUCCCUCUCCAAUCUUCAUGUACAUCUGCUCUUCCAGGAUAGUGUAGGUAGGAAAUGUGGUUCCCUGAUGCUCUGUUUCCUCUUUAUUUUUGGACAAUGACCAAACUUCCUCAUCUAGUAGUUUCAUGAAAUUCCAAAAUUUACAACUGAAAAAUGAAUCCUUUUUGCAUCCAAUACACAC
Linum tenue is the source of this 3367-nucleotide messenger RNA. Lineage: Eukaryota; Viridiplantae; Streptophyta; Magnoliopsida; Malpighiales; Linaceae. The record is from the annotation of a GenBank genome assembly.